This is a messenger RNA of Symsagittifera roscoffensis, 2039 nucleotides long. RefSeq lists its product as uncharacterized. The record is from RefSeq and is a predicted model, not a curated record. The coding region runs from base 142 to 2016 and encodes 624 amino acids. NCBI's taxonomy places the organism in Eukaryota, Metazoa, Xenacoelomorpha, Acoela, Convolutidae. The transcript is spliced from 8 exons. Gene Ontology annotation, molecular function: ATP-dependent peptidase activity; ATP hydrolysis activity; metalloendopeptidase activity. Gene Ontology annotation, cellular component: mitochondrial inner membrane. Gene Ontology annotation, biological process: protein quality control for misfolded or incompletely synthesized proteins; mitochondrion organization.
AAUGGUUCCGCAUUCAAAUUGUCGGUCUGGAUCGAGUUAAUAUUUUUGCUCACGUGGUAAUAGUCAGCUCUAUAAAAUACCGUGAGACUCCGAGCAAAGUUACCGAAAUCAUAUCUGAAAAAUCUAAAAUUAAAUUCUAAUAUGCCUGUCAGAAGUGUUUUGUGUGGUCGAAUAACAUUAACUGGCUCAUCGCCGGAAAUGCUGAGCAAGAAUAAUUUAAAAUUCAGUUGUGCUGCAGCAAGUGGCUGUCGAUAUUUCUACACGAAGCAGCAAAUAGAACGAAUUAAAGCCGAGUCAUCUCAAAAAAAUUCAUCUAUUUCUAAAAUAUUUAAUCGCCGAGAUGCCGAUGAUAAAAAGAGUGAUGCUGAAUUGUUGUCGCAACUACGCAAGAUUCUCAAGUCGGAGAAGUCGGCGGCCAAGACUGCUUUUAACCAUGGGGCCAUGCUGGGAGCUAGUCUUCAAACUGAACCAGCAGGAGGCAAAGGCUUUGGAGCUACUUUGGGUAAACUGGUGGAAGGAGGCAACCAGAUGGUGUUUAUCUUCCGUAAAAUUGUCAUUCUCACCUUUGCCGGUUGCGGCUUCUGGCUGUCGUAUAAGCUCUACACGUGGCAGGACUCAGAUAAGAACUCGUGGCUGAGUGCUGCUGCAAAUGGAAGUCUGGAUCCCGCUGCAAAAUCGACCGGAAAUAUGCGUGGUCGUCUGAAGGGAGCCAAGGGCAGUGAGGACUUCAAGCCAGUGCGUUUUGCAGACAUAGUUGGCUGCGACGAGGCGAAGGAGGAGUUGCAAGACAUCGUGUUCUACUUGAAGAAGCCAAGACAGCUGGCGGCAUUGGGGGGAAAAGUGCCCAAGGGUGUUCUUCUCAUGGGACCCCCAGGUGUUGGGAAGACUAUGAUGGCGCGUGCAGUCGCAACCGAAGCGGGAGUUCCCUUCUACUACCGGUCGGGAUCCUCAUUCGACGAGAUAUUCGUCGGAGUGGGCGCGAGUCGCAUGAAAGAACUUUUCGCAACUGCUCGCAAAACGGCGCCAUGUGUUAUUUUUGUGGAUGAAAUUGACGCUGUUGGCGGAGAUCGCAACUCUCAAGGCAGUUCAAGACAAACCAUUAAUCAAUUUUUAGCCGAAAUGGAUGGAUUUAAGGAAAAUAAUGGGAUCAUUGUUAUCGGAGCGACAAACUUGGGUAAAGUACUGGACCCUGCGCUGACAAGAGCAGGUCGAUUUGACAAUAAGAUAGUAUUGUCGUUGCCGGACGCCGAUGGUCGUAUCAAGCUUGUCCAACAUUACAUCAAACGAGUCAAGACAGACGGGAAGCUAGAUGUCACAAAGUUUGCUACAAAUCUAAUUGGUUAUUCGGGUGCGGCAAUUGAAAACUUAAUAAAUCAGGCGGCUUUGAAAGCAGCCAAUGAUGGUGAUUCGACAGUUGAAAUGAAGCACUUGGACUGGGCGAGGAUGAAGACGGAAUUGGGAAGGGAGAAAAACAAAAAGGGCGAUCCGGAAGACAUGGAGGAACUAAGGAAUACUGCGUACCACGAGGCGGCACACACUUUAGUUGCUCAUCAUCUCAAAAUUCCAUACUACGGGGUUACUAUUGAAAGACGUUCUAACACAUUGGGUCACAUGAGGCACGACAUAAGCGAAGACUUCCCAACUAGAAAAUUCAUUGCUGGCAGAAUCGCAGUAGCACUGGCUGGAAAACUGGGCGAAGAUGCUCUGGUCGGUGAGGGAAAGCUGAAACACACCACUGGAUGUAGUUCUGACUACCAGGUUGCGCGGGCAACAGCCACUAAAUAUGUCACCAAGUAUGGUUUCGGCGAACGAUUCUACCCAUGUGCAGAGAACGGGCCAAUCAGCGACAAGUACCAGGUGAUGAUUGAAAAAGAAGUGAAAGAAAUUUUGGACACGGCGGAGAAAGAAGCUAAGAAAAUUAUGAAGGAACACUCAGAAAAACACUUGAAAUUGAGUGAAAAACUAUUGGAAAAGUAUAAACUGACUGCUGAUGAGGUGAAAGAGAUUCUUGCAUAAUUUAAUUCAAGUUCUAAUUCUAA